This is a messenger RNA of Prunus armeniaca (apricot), 867 nucleotides long. The record is from the annotation of a GenBank genome assembly. Lineage: Eukaryota; Viridiplantae; Streptophyta; Magnoliopsida; Rosales; Rosaceae.
AUGGCUACCGGUUUGAUGAUGAUCAGCUCAAUUAUCUUCAUCAUUUUUGCUUCCUUGUGGACUUACCAUGAUGCUGCAAGUGACACACUCAAACCAGGGGACACUCUCAAUUCCUCAAGUUCCUUAGUAUCUGCAUCGGGAAAGUUCAGUUUGUAUUUCUAUGUAUAUAUUGAUGGUUCCAACAACAACAGCUAUCUAGCUAUCCUGAACAAAGAAGCUCCAAACAAUGUAUGGAUUGGCAACCGAGACACACCUAUUGUAUACCCUUCAUCUGCAGUUCUGACCUUGGACUGGAAUAAUACAUUGAAACUGACUCACCAAGGUGGAGACCCUAUUGUCAUUUCCUCUGCUCCACAAACUAGCAAUAUUAGUACUAGUGUUGUGGCUACCCUUUUGGAUUCUGGCAAUUUUAUACUGCAAGAAGUGAACUCUACGGAUGGAUCGACAAAGCAGUUAGGUAUUAAUCAUAAGAGUGGCCAUCUUUGGUCGAUGUCAUCAUGGGCUACUUACAACAACCCAAUGCCAGGGCCAUUCACUCUUGAUUGGGAUCCCAAUGGACACCAAUUGCAAAUCAGGCGACAGGGGGUGCUUUAUUGGACUAGUGGAGUCUUUACAAGCAGUAGUAAAACGUUUGAAUUUAUUUCGGCUGAGGAGUCCAAGCUGAGGUAUAAUUUUAGUGUAGUUUCAAAUGAGAAUGAAGACUACUUCACUUACACUGCUGUAGAUCAUGAUCAAAGUGAUCAGAAACCACAAUGGGUGCUAACCUUUAUGGGGAGCUUUCAUGACGGAUCCUUUAAUUUCGCACAAGCAGAGGACUGUGAUGGCUAUAACACAGUUGGAGGGUGUGUGAGAGGAUCGGCCAAGUGA